Messenger RNA from Schistocerca cancellata (South American locust), 3963 nucleotides. RefSeq lists its product as uncharacterized. The transcript is spliced from 21 exons. The coding region runs from base 37 to 3846 and encodes 1269 amino acids. Lineage: Eukaryota; Metazoa; Arthropoda; Insecta; Orthoptera; Acrididae. The record is from RefSeq and is a predicted model, not a curated record.
GCCUGCCGCAUCACAUUGUGGUCCACAGCCGGCAAGAUGCGCUUCUUCCUGCUGUUCGCUGUUGUCAUUGGCAUCGCCUGCGGCGCAGCGGUGCCCAAGGCGCCCAAGCAUGAGACAGUCCAGCGCUUCCCGGCCCAGCGAUCCAGCCGCAACCUCCAAGAUGACCUGAACGACUUCCUGGCCCUCAUCCCCGUCGACGAAAUCGUCAACAUCGUCCUCAACUACGUCGCCAACGACGCUGAGGUGCAGGCCGCCCUCCAGUACCUCAUGUCUGACGAGUUCGAGAGCAUCGUCGUCUACGUCGACCAGCAGCCCGAGCUGUACGAUCUGCUCAACUUCCUCGAGGACUCAGGCCUUGACCCCUACGGCUUCCUCAACAUGAUCCACGACUUCCUGGGCAUACCUCAGAUUUCGAAACCCGCCAGCCGAAUGAGGAGGAGCAGCAGGAGCCUCAAGUCCAUGCUCGAUGAGAUCCUCGCCAUCCUCCCAGUCGACGAGCUGAAGGCUCUCUACAACGAGAAGCUGGAGACCAGCCCUGACUUUGCUGAACUCAUCAACAGGCUCAGCUCGGACGAGUUCCACCAACUGGUGUUGCGCGUUUUGGAGCUGGACGCUGUGCAGGACUUGAUCCAGAUGCUGAGGGACGCCGGUAUCGAUGUGGACGCCAUCAUGGACUUCAUCCGCAAUCUCUUCGGCUGGGCUGACUCCGGCUCCUUGAAACUGAAGCCAAUCCGAGGUGCAAAGAUGAUCCAACGUUUCCCAGCAAAAAAAUCCAGCCGCAACCUCCAAGAUGACCUGAACGACUUCCUGGCCCUCAUCCCCGUCGACGAAAUCGUCAACAUCGUCCUCAACUACGUCGCCAACGACGCUGAGGUGCAGGCCGCCCUCCAGUACCUCAUGUCUGACGAGUUCGAGAGCAUCGUCGUCUACGUCGACCAGCAGCCCGAGCUGUACGAUCUGCUCAACUUCCUCGAGGACUCAGGCCUUGACCCCUACGGCUUCCUCAACAUGAUCCACGACUUCCUGGGCAUACCUCAGAUUUCGAAACCCGCCAGCCGAAUGAGGAGGAGCAGCAGGAGCCUCAAGUCCAUGCUCGAUGAGAUCCUCGCCAUCCUCCCAGUCGACGAGCUGAAGGCUCUCUACAACGAGAAGCUGGAGACCAGCCCUGACUUUGCUGAACUCAUCAACAGGCUCAGCUCGGACGAGUUCCACCAACUGGUGUUGCGCGUUUUGGAGCUGGACGCUGUGCAGAACUUGAUCCAGAUGCUGAGGGACGCCGGUAUCGAUGUGGACGCCAUCAUGGACUUCAUCCGCAAUCUCUUCGGCUGGGCUGACUCCGGCUCCUUGAAACUGAAGCCAAUCCGAGGUGCAAAGAUGAUCCAACGUUUCCCAGCAAAAAAAUCCAGCCGCAACCUCCAAGAUGACCUGAACGACUUCCUGGCCCUCAUCCCCGUCGACGAAAUCGUCAACAUCGUCCUCAACUACGUCGCCAACGACGCUGAGGUGCAGGCCGCCCUCCAGUACCUCAUGUCUGACGAGUUCGAGAGCAUCGUCGUCUACGUCGACCAGCAGCCCGAGCUGUACGAUCUGCUCAACUUCCUCGAGGACUCAGGCCUUGACCCCUACGGCUUCCUCAACAUGAUCCACGACUUCCUGGGCAUACCUCAGAUUUCGAAACCCGCCAGCCGAAUGAGGAGGAGCAGCAGGAGCCUCAAGUCCAUGCUCGAUGAGAUCCUCGCCAUCCUCCCAGUCGACGAGCUGAAGGCUCUCUACAACGAGAAGCUGGAGACCAGCCCUGACUUUGCUGAACUCAUCAACAGGCUCAGCUCGGACGAGUUCCACCAACUGGUGCUGCGCGUGGGAGAGCUGGAGGCCGUGCAGAACAUGAUCCAGAUGUUGAGGGACGCCGGUAUCGACGUGGACGCCAUCGCCGACUUCUUCAGGAGGAUCUUCGGCUGGACCUCAAAAGAAACACCCUACACCACAUUCAAGAUGAUCCAGCGGUUCCCAGUGCAAAAAUCCAGCCGCAACCUCCAAGAUGAUCUGAACGACUUCCUGGCCCUCAUCCCCGUCGACGAAAUCGUCAACAUCGUCCUCACCUACGUCGCCAACGAUGCUGAGGUGCAGGCCGCCCUCCAGUACCUCAUGUCUGACGAGUUCGAGAGCAUCGUCGUCUACAUUGACCAGCAGCCCGAGCUGUACGAUUUGCUGAACUUCCUCGAGGACUCAGGCCUUGACCCCUACGGCUUCCUCAACAUGAUCCACGACUUCCUAGGCAUACCUCAGAUUUCGAAACCCGCCAGCCGAAUGAGGAGGAGCAGCAGGAGCCUCAAGUCCAUGCUCGAUGAGAUCCUCGCCAUCCUCCCAGUCGACGAGCUGAAGGCUCUCUACAACGAGAAGCUGGAGACCAGCCCUGACUUUGCUGAACUCAUCAACAGGCUCAGUUCCGACGAAUUCCACCAACUGGUGCUGCGCGUUCUGGAGCUGGACGCUGUGCAGGAAUUGAUCCAGAUGUUGAGGGACGCUGGCAUCGAUGUGGACGCCAUCAUGGAUUUCAUCAGGAAUCUCUUCGGCUGGGCUGAUUCCAGCUCCUUGAAACUGAGACUUUACGUCGUAGUCAAGAAGAUCCAGCGCUUCCCUGCAAAAAAAUCCAGCCGCAACCUCCAGGAUGACCUGAACGACUUCCUGGCCCUCAUCCCCGUCGACGAAAUCGUCAACAUCGUCCUCAACUACGUCGCCAACGAUGCUGAGGUGCAGGCCGCCCUCCAGUACCUCAUGUCUGACGAGUUCGAGAGCAUCGUCGUCUACGUCGACCAGCAGCCCGAGCUGUACGAUCUGCUCAACUUCCUCGAGUCCUCAGGCCUUGACCCCUACGGCUUCCUCAACAUGAUCCACGACUUCCUAGGCAUACCUCAGAUUUCGAAACCCGCCAGCCGAAUGAGGAGGAGCAGCAGGAGCCUCAAGUCCAUGCUCGAUGAGAUCCUCGCCAUCCUCCCAGUCGACGAGCUGAAGGCUCUCUACAACGAGAAGCUGGAGACCAGCCCUGACUUUGCUGAACUCAUCAACAGGCUCAGUUCCGACGAAUUCCACCAACUGGUGCUGCGCGUUCUGGAGCUGGACGCUGUGCAGGAAUUGAUCCAGAUGUUGAGGGACGCUGGCAUCGAUGUGGACGCCAUCAUGGAUUUCAUCAGGAAUCUCUUCGGCUGGGCUGAUUCCAGCUCCUUGAAACUGAGACCUUACGUCGUAGUCAAGAAGAUCCAGCGCUUCCCUGCAAAAAAAUCCAGCCGCAACCUCCAGGAUGACCUGAACGACUUCCUGGCCCUCAUCCCUGUCGACGAAAUCGUCAACAUUGUCCUCAACUACGUCGCCAACGAUGCUGAGGUGCAGGCCGCCCUCCAGUACCUCAUGUCUGACGAGUUCGAGAGCAUCGUCGUCUACGUCGACCAGCAGCCCGAGCUGUACGAUCUGCUCAACUUCCUCGAGUCCUCAGGCCUUGACCCCUACGGCUUCCUCAACAUGAUCCACGACUUCCUGGGCAUUCCUCAGAUUUCGAAACCCGCCAGCCGAAUGAGGAGGAGCAGCAGGAGUCUCAAGUCCAUGCUCGAUGAGAUCCUCGCCAUCCUCCCAGUCGACGAGCUGAAGGCUCUCUACAACGAGAAGCUGGAGACCAGCCCUGACUUUGCUGAACUCAUCAACAGGCUCAGUUCCGACGAAUUCCACCAACUGGUGCUGCGCGUUCUGGAGCUGGACGCUGUGCAGGAAUUGAUCCAGAUGUUGAGGGACGCUGGCAUCGAUGUGGACGCCAUCAUGGACUUCUUCAGGAAGAUCUUCGGCUGGACUUUUUAAAGUCAUACGGGCCUUCCUCCACUCUCAACUGCGAACUGAUAACAUAGGCACGUUUCCCAGUCCCCGAUUUUGAUGUAAUGAAUGCGUAAAAAAAAUAAACCUCUGUGCUUAACGUGA